AUGGGCAAUCAGGCCUCCAAGGAAGGAGGUGGCUCCUCGUCCAAGGGUUCCGGCGCCGCCCCCUCGGGCGACGCCUCGCUCCAGUCGUAUCCCUCCUUCAGCAGGUCUGACACCAAGGACUCGUCGAGGUCCUUCCGCUCCCUGCGAUCUAAGAUACCCGGCUCCAGCGGCAAGACCGACAGCCCCCGGAACUCGGCCCUCCUCUCCAACGGCGACUCGGCCGGCGACAGCAAGGUCGCCGACGGCGCGUCCGUACGAUCCGGGCGCAGCGGUCGUUCCAGCGCCUCUAGGACCAGCCGCAGCGAGAUCCCGCCACUCCGGCACAAUUCUACCGACCUGUCCAACACCGACUCUGCCAUCUUCGAGGACCAGCCCCCACCCUCGCCAGUAUCUGCGAGCGCCCUCAAAGGCGGUAAUCACGAUGUGAGCGCGGCCCAGGCCUCCGGCGAGGUCGACCACGUGUCGGACCAGCCGCCGUCGGCCAACGCGAGCCUCACCACCCACAUGCAAGCGCCCGGGCAGCCUAUUCUCGUCAAGCGAGACCAGACGACCAACACCAUUCAGGAGAGCCCUUCCAUGGACUCGCCCGCCAGGACCGACUCGAACGGCAACGUCGGCAUGUCCGAGAUCAAAGACAUUGACCUCGACGACUUCAUAAAGCGCCUGCUCGACGCGGGAUAUGCUGGCAAGGUAACCAAGGGCGUGUGCCUCAAAAAUGCCGAGAUUGUCGCCAUCUGCCAGCGCGCCCGCGAGGUCUUCCUGUCGCAGCCCGCCCUCCUCGAGCUUGAUGCGCCUGUCAAGAUUGUCGGCGACGUUCACGGACAGUAUACUGACCUGAUUCGCAUGUUCGAGAUGUGCGGAUUUCCGCCCACGUCCAACUACCUCUUCCUCGGCGACUACGUCGACCGAGGGAAGCAGUCUCUCGAGACCAUUUUGCUGCUCCUGUGCUACAAGAUCAAGUUUCCCGAGAACUUUUUCCUCCUCCGCGGAAACCACGAAUGCGCCAACGUCACGCGUGUGUACGGCUUCUACGAUGAGUGCAAGCGGAGGUGCAACGUCAAGAUCUGGAAAACGUUUAUUGACUGCUUUAAUACGCUCCCCAUCGCAGCCAUUGUCGCCGGCAAGAUCUUUUGCGUCCACGGCGGCCUUUCACCGGCACUCAGCCACAUGGACGAUAUUCGCAACAUCGCUCGGCCGACGGACGUCCCCGACUACGGGUUGCUCAACGACUUGCUCUGGUCGGAUCCAGCAGACAUGGAACAAGACUGGGAGGCGAACGAGCGGGGCGUCAGCUACUGCUUCGGCAAACGCGUCAUCACCGAUUUCCUAGCCGUACACGACUUUGAUCUCAUCUGUCGAGCGCACAUGGUUGUCGAAGACGGCUACGAGUUUUUCAACGAUCGUGUUCUCGUCACUGUCUUUAGCGCACCAAACUAUUGCGGAGAAUUCGAUAACUGGGGGGCUGUCAUGUCCGUGUCAGCCGAGCUUCUGUGCAGCUUUGAGUUGCUCAAGCCUCUCGACUCGAGUGCCCUCAAGAGCCACAUUAAGAAGGGGCGCAACAAGCGCCAGCAGAUGCUCAACAGUCCUCCGGCGAGCGUCCAACCCCAGAGCGUCUAG
Messenger RNA from Purpureocillium lilacinum, 1617 nucleotides. Its product is annotated as serine/threonine-protein phosphatase. Gene Ontology annotation, molecular function: protein serine/threonine phosphatase activity. The record is from RefSeq and is a predicted model, not a curated record. Gene Ontology annotation, cellular component: cytoplasm; nucleus. Lineage: Eukaryota; Fungi; Ascomycota; Sordariomycetes; Hypocreales; Ophiocordycipitaceae.